AUAAGCAGAACUUGAACCAUGGUGAUUUCAAGAACUUACUUUGUUUCAACAGUUACAGUUCUUUUGUUAUCUGCUUCAUGGGCCACUUCAACUUCCAUUUUAGAUGACUAUAUGCAAUGCAUCUCUGCACAUUCUUUGAUAUUUUCUCCUUCCACUUUCUACACCCCUGACAACUCUUCAUUUUCCUCAAUCCUGCAAUCUUCUGCUCAAAACCUCAGGUACCUUGUGCCUUCUGCGCCCAAGCCUGAGUUCAUCUUCACGCCUUUGUGUGAAUCCAAUGUUCAAGCAGCUGUUAUUUGCUCCAAAGAAACUGGAAUUCAUCUCCGAGUCCGAAGUGGAGGCCAUGACUAUGAGGGCCUCUCUUAUGUGUCUCAAAUUGAAAAACCUUUCUUUUUACUGGACCUUUCAAAACUCCGCAAUGUCAGUGUUAAUAUCGACGAUAACAGCACUUGGGUUCAGGCGGGCGCCACCAUUGGUGAAACAUACUACAGAAUUGCAGAGAAAAGCAAAGUUCAUGGCUUCCCAGCUGGUCUUUGUACAAGUUUAGGCAUUGGCGGGCACAUUACAGGAGGGGCUUAUGGUUCCAUGAUGAGGAAAUAUGGCCUCGGUGCUGACAAUGUUGUCGAUGCCCGAAUUGUGGAUGCUAGUGGCAGAGUUCUUGAUCGGGAAGCCAUGGGCGAAGACCUUUUUUGGGCGAUAAGAGGCGGAGGAGGAGCAAGCUUUGGAAUUAUUCUAGCCUGGAAGCUGAAACUGGUUCCUGUGCCAUCAACUGUCACAGUUUUUACCGUCACUAAGACCCUGGAAGAAGGUGCCACAAAGCUCCUCUAUAGAUGGCAACAAGUUGUAGAUAAACUGGAUGAGGAUCUCUUCAUUAGAGUUAUCAUUUCGCCUGAAGCAAGCACAGAGCAACAAGGGAAGAGAACUAUAACAACCUCAUACAACGCCUUGUUUCUCGGCGGCGCCACCAGGCUCCUCCAGGUGAUGGAAGAGAGCUUCCCUGAACUGGGUUUAACAAGAAAGGACUGUAUUGAAACAAGCUGGAUCAAAUCAGUGCUUUACAUUGCUGGAUACCCAAUUACCACACCUCCUGAAGUUCUACUUCAAGGGAAGUCUUUGUUCAAGAACUUUUUCAAAGCCAAAUCAGACUUUGUCAAAGAGCCAAUUCCUGAAACUGCACUUGAGGGGCUAUGGAAAAGGAUCCUGGAAGAAGAGGGUCCACUGUCAAUAUGGACCCCUUAUGGAGGAAUGAUGAGCAAGAUUUCAGAAUCUGAAAUUCCUUUCCCUCACAGAAAGGGAACCAUAUUCAAAAUCCAGUACUUGAGUACAUGGCAAGAUGAUGAAAAGAAUGUGACGCAGCAUUUCGACUGGGUAAGGAGGUUGUACGAUUACAUGGGGCCUUAUGUUUCAAAGCUUCCCAGAACUGCAUAUGUGAAUUACAGAGAUCUUGAUUUGGGAGAGAACAAGGAUAAAAACACAAGCUUCAUUCAGGCAAGUAGUUGGGGAGCUAAGUAUUUCAAGGAUAAUUUCAUCAGAUUGGUGAAAGUGAAGACACAAGUUGACCCUGACAACUUCUUUAGGCAUGAACAAAGCAUUCCACCUCUUCCACGCAUUAGGGAGGUGGAGAUUGAAUAGAGUUAAAUUCAAAUUGAGUUUGUUCGAGUUUUCUAAGGUUUGAUUGGACUAGUAUAUGUAUAGUUAAAUCAUAAUUUUGAUUCUGUUGCUUGGUUUGAUUAUAACGAAUAAAACUGUCUAUCAAGUUUGCGAUA
Messenger RNA from Mangifera indica (mango), 1766 nucleotides. Its product is annotated as berberine bridge enzyme-like 15. Bases 19 to 1632 code for a protein of 537 amino acids. The transcript has a single exon. NCBI's taxonomy places the organism in Eukaryota, Viridiplantae, Streptophyta, Magnoliopsida, Sapindales, Anacardiaceae. Gene Ontology annotation, molecular function: FAD binding; oxidoreductase activity. The record is from RefSeq and is a predicted model, not a curated record.